This is a messenger RNA of Saitoella complicata NRRL Y-17804, 762 nucleotides long. RefSeq lists its product as uncharacterized. Gene Ontology annotation, cellular component: GARP complex; membrane; EARP complex. Bases 1 to 762 code for a protein of 253 amino acids. Gene Ontology annotation, biological process: retrograde transport, endosome to Golgi; Golgi organization; Golgi vesicle transport. Lineage: Eukaryota; Fungi; Ascomycota; Saitoellomycetes; Saitoellales; Saitoellaceae. The record is from RefSeq and is a predicted model, not a curated record. The transcript is spliced from 2 exons.
AUGGACGUCAAAUCGCCGCCGUCUACGCCUCGCUCUACUGCCUCAAGGCUGACGUCCGACCUUCAGACUGCCCGGAGAGGUGCUGGAUCAGGCGUUGCAACUCCCGUAAAUGCCAAGACGAAACGGAAGGCAUUGCGUGAGUUUUAUGGAUUGAAUGAGGCUAUGAAGAGAGAAAAAACAGCGAUACCAGAGAUUGAUCUUCCCGACUUCAAUCCUCAGAGUUAUGUCAAUGAUCUGCUGAAGACCAAGAAUUUGAAGGAGCUCUUGACGGUUGAGAACACAUUGGUCAAAGAAAUCCGUGGUCUUGAUGGUGAGCGGAAAUCGCUUGUAUACGAUAACUAUUCCAAGCUCAUGCACGCUGCAUCCACUAUACGCAAGAUGCGUCAGAGCAUCGACCCGGUGGCACCAAGUACAGACAUGCUGGGAGCGGCUAUCGAGAAGAUACAGAGGUUAUCGGGUGUGGCACGGCAGAAGACGUCAGAGCAAAACAAUGGGGAAGUGCUGACGGAAGACGCGGAUCUGGCACGGCAACGGGAGGAACUAGUGACAUGGGUUCGACAAUCGCCUCAACGCUUGGAGGAAUUGUUACAGCAUGGAAACACCGAAGAAGCAGAACGGCAAUGGACGAAAGUACAAGGGAUCCUUGAUCGAUGGUCAGAGGUACGGGGAGUGAAAGAUUUGAGAGAAAGGUGUGAAGCCGCUAUGAACCAUGGCGCGCCUACACCGCCUCCGAAGCAAAACGCAACGGAAGCGGAUGACUAG